This is a messenger RNA of Diceros bicornis minor, 3294 nucleotides long. Its product is annotated as zinc finger protein 256-like. The coding region runs from base 214 to 2865 and encodes 883 amino acids. The transcript is spliced from 3 exons. NCBI's taxonomy places the organism in Eukaryota, Metazoa, Chordata, Mammalia, Perissodactyla, Rhinocerotidae. The record is from RefSeq and is a predicted model, not a curated record. Gene Ontology annotation, biological process: regulation of DNA-templated transcription.
CGGUCCCUUCACCCGGUGAGAAGCUCCGGCUCCGGAUCGCCAGGUGGGGACGGGGGUCACGGACAAACAAGGCGCCACAGGAGGCGCUGUCCGCGCUGCACAGGGCGGGUCAGAGGCCCGGCGACGCUGCCUGGGGGACCGGGGACAGGGACCGCCGUGCCCGGGUCCCCUCCUUUCCCGCCGCUCCCGACCCCGCUCUGCCCCCGGGGUCCGAUGGCGGCGGCCGCGCGGAGGGAGCCGGCUCAGGACAGUGUGACCUUUCAUGAUGUUGCCGUGUACUUCUCCCAGAAGGAAUGGAGGCUCCUUGAUGAUGCUCAAAGAUGCCUGUACCUGGAUGUGAUGCUGGAGAACUUUGCACUCAUAUCUUCACUGGGUUGCUGCUGUGGAGCAGAGGAUGUGGAGGCUCCCUUUGAACAGAGCGUUUCUGUAGAAGUUUCAUCUGCCAGGACUCCCAAGGCAGCUCCAUCUUCCCAGAAGACCCACCCCUGUGAGACAUGUGGUCCAGUCUUGAGAGAGAUUUUCCACUUGGCUGAGCAGCAAGGACCACAACACAGACUGCAACUGUUGAGGUGUGGGGCUUGUGCAAAACAAUUUGAUUUCAGUGCAAAGUUUCAACAGCACCAGGAGCAGCACACGGGAGAGAAACACCUCAGAAGCAGUGUGGACAGGGCCUCGUUUGUGAAGAGCUGCAGAUUCCAUGUGUCAGAGAAGCCCUUUCCCUGGGGGGAGGUUGGGAAGGACUUCCUGGCCAGCUUGGGACAUCAGCAACAACUGACCACUCAUACUGUGGAGAAGCCAAACAAAAUCACCCAGUACGAGGCCACUUUACCAGGCAGAAAAAGUCAUUACACCUGGGGAGAAUACAAGAAAGCCUUCAGCCCCAAAGGCACACUUGUUCAGGACCAGGGUGUCCACUCUGGAAGACAGUGUUUUCUGUGCCAUGAGUGUGGGAAAACAUUCAGGUACAAAUCCUCAUUUGUUGUGCACCAGAGAGUCCACACUGGAGGAGGGCUUCAUGUGUGUGAAGAAUGUGGGAAAUCUUUUAUCACUCGUACUGCUCUCCGGUAUCAUCACAGAGUUCACACUGGAGAAAGGCCUUAUGAGUGUAGUGAAUGUGGGAAGUCCUUUACCCGAAAAAAUGACCUCUUUAUACACCUAAGAGUUCACUCAGGAGAAAGGCCUUAUGGGUGCACUGAAUGUGGGAAAUCUUUUACUUUUAGCUCCAGCCUUCGUUAUCACCACAGAGUGCACACAGGAGAAAGGCCUUAUGAGUGCCGUGAGUGUGGGAAAUCUUUUAACGAUAGGUGGACACUCAUUCGACACCGGAGAAUUCACACAGGAGAAAAGCCUUAUGUGUGCAGUAAAUGUGGGAAAUCUUUUACCUUUAGCUCCACCCUCCGGUAUCAUCAGCGAGGUCACCUUGGAGAAAGGCCUUAUGAGUGCAGUGAAUGUGGGAAAUCUUUUACCUCUAGCUCUGCCCUUCGUUAUCAUCAGAGAGUUCACACAGGCGAAAGGCCUUAUGAGUGUAGUGAAUGUGGGAAAUCUUUUAUCUCUAAGUCUUAUCUCCAUUCUCAUCAAAGAGUUCAUUCUGGAGAAAGACCUUAUGAGUGCAGUGAAUGUGGGAAAUCCUUUAUCCAAAGAAAUAACCUCACUUUACACCAGAGAGUUCACACAGGAGAAAAACCUUACAAGUGUAGUGAUUGUGGAAAAUCUUUUAACAAUAGGGUGACGCUCAUUCAACACCGGAGAGUUCACACAGGAGAAAAGCCUUAUGAGUGCAGUGAAUGUGGGAAAUCCUUUACUACUAGCUCUGCCCUCCAUUAUCAUCAGAAAUUUCACACAGGAGAAAGUCCUUACGAGUGCAGUGAAUGUGCGAAAUCUUUUAUCUCUAAAUAUGACCUUCAUUCUCAUCAGAGAGUUCAUUCUGGAGAAAGGCCGUAUGAAUGCAGUGAAUGUGGGAAAUCUUUUACCUCUACCUCUGGUCUUGGUUAUCAUCAGAGAGUUCACUCAGGAGAAAGGCCUUAUGUGUGCAGUGAAUGUGGGAAAUCUUUUAUCUUUAGCUCCAAACUCCGUUAUCAUCAGAGAGUUCACACUGGAGAAAGGCCUUAUGAGUGCAGUGAAUGUGGGAAAACUUUUAAGGAUCGAUCCCAAUUCAAUAAACACCACAGAGUUCACACUGGUGAAAGGCCUGAUGAGUGUAAUGAAUGUGGGAAGUCCUUUACCCAAAAAUCUUCCCUCUUAAUACACCAGAACAUUCACAGUAGAAAAAAGUCUUAUGAGUGCAGUGAAUGUGGGAAAUCUUUUACCUCUAUCUCUGGCCUUGGUUAUCAUCAGAGAGUUCACUCAGGAGAAAGGCCUUACAAGUGCAGUGAAUGUGGGAAAUCUUUUAUCUUUAGCUCCAAACUCCGUUAUCACCAGAGAGUUCACACUGGAGAAAGGCCUUAUGUGUGCAGUGAAUGUGGGAAAUCUUUUUUCAGUAGCGACACCCUCUCUUAUCAUCUGAGAGUUCAUGCAGGAGAAAGGCCUUAUGAAUGCAGUGAGUGUGGGAAAUCUUUUACCUCUAGUUCCACCCUCCGUUAUCAUCAGAGAGUUCACACAGGAGAAAGGCCUUAUGAGUGUAGUGAAUGUGGGAAAUCUUUUAUCUCUAGCUCCAACCUCCGUUAUCAUCAGAGAGUUCACACAGGAGAAAGGCCUUAUGAGUGCACUGAAUGUGGGAAAUCUUUUAUCUCUGGCUCCAAACUCCGUUUUCAUCAGAGAGCUCACACUGGAGAAAGGCCCUAUGACUGCAGUGAAUGUGGGAAGUUUUUUAUGCGAAAAUCUACCCUCUCUAGACACCGGAAAGUUCACACUAGAGAAAGGCCUUAGAUGGGCAAGGAAUGUGCAAUUUUCUUUGCAGUGGAAUGACACCACUGGGAACUAUGUGAAGAGCCAUCUGUCUGAAUUGAUUCUCAUACAUCUGAACAUGCACAGUGGGGAGAUUUCCUGUAAGUUUCAGUUGUGUGGGAAGCUUGUGUAAAUACGUUGCCCUUUCUAACGUGUCUCUUUCUAGAUUGAUGUCACUCCUAGUUUCUGUAGACCAAGCCAUUUCACCUCUACCAUCUGGCAGGUCCACACAGUGUGCAUCAGUCACGACCCCAGUGUGCUCAGGGAAGCUGACCUCUGUUCUCCCAUGUAUUAGAGCAAGUUAGGAGUAGCCUGAGCCCUUAGGGCUCAGGUUUCCCUCUGCCUUGACUUCCUUCAAUAUGGACCUGAAUCACUGUUGGCCCACAGAAUACCAUGAGUUGCACUGGCAGC